This is a messenger RNA of Anopheles nili, 4966 nucleotides long. RefSeq names its product tyrosine-protein kinase Fer (gene FER). Lineage: Eukaryota; Metazoa; Arthropoda; Insecta; Diptera; Culicidae. The record is from RefSeq and is a predicted model, not a curated record. Gene Ontology annotation, biological process: peptidyl-tyrosine phosphorylation. Gene Ontology annotation, molecular function: non-membrane spanning protein tyrosine kinase activity; ATP binding. The transcript has 10 exons. The coding region runs from base 1 to 4566 and encodes 1521 amino acids.
AUGGGCUUCUCGUCCGCUCUGCAGGGUCGAGCGGCGCAUGAUGCGCUGCUCAACCGGCAGGAGGCCGAACUGAAGCUGCUCGAAACGAUGAAGCGAUGUCUGGCGCAGAAGGCCAAGUGUGAUCGCGAGUACGCGGUUUCGCUUGCGGCCGUCACACAGCAAGGGCUCAAAAUUGAUCGAUCGGACGACCUGCAAGGAAGCCACAUUAUGCGAGCCUGGCGCAGCUUCAUGGAGGAAUUGGAGCACACGGCGAAACAGAUUCGCACCAACGCGGAACAGCUGGAGACGGUGUGCCACGACAAGCUAGCCAGCCUGUCUCAGGAGAAACGACGCGUUCGGAAGCAGUACCAGGAGGAGCACACCAAAAUCGCCACCCAGUUCAGCCAUCUCACAGAAGACGUCGCACGGAAGAAAAGCGAGUACCAGAAGCAUUUAGACUACUACAAACUGUUGCGGGGCCGAUUCGAGGAGCACAUCAAAUCCGGGCGGUCCGGACGGAAGCUGGACGAUGUCAUCGACAAGUACCAGAAAGCCUGCCGGAAGCUGCACCAAGCGCACAACGAGUACGUCCUCCUCAUCACCGAAGCGGUCGAGGUGGAGAAGGACUUCCGGACGAUACUGCUGCCCGGGUUGCUCGAGCACCAGCAGUCCCUUCAGGAGGGCUUCAUCCAGGCGUGGAGCAACCUGCUGCAGGAAAUCGCUAAACUGAGCGACACCACAUCCGACAAGUACACCGACAUUCAGCGACGCAUCGAAUCAAGCCUGGCGAGCAUCAACGCGGCUGAGGAGUAUCGCGAGUUUACGGAAAAGCACAAAACCUCACCGGCCGCACCGGUUGUCUUCCAGUUUGAUGAGAGUCUCGUCGAGGAUAGCCUCGGAAAGCUACAGGCCAACACGCUGACCGUCGACAACUUGACAGUUGAUUGGCUGAGAGGCCGGCAAACGGAGCUAGAGGGCACGGUUAAGGACCUGCAGGAUCGGCAAGGCAAGCUGUGUGCCGACACGAACGGAUCGAACGGUGUUGGAGGCGGUGGUAGUCCGUCAGGCAGCCCCGUUGGUACACCUGGUACGAAACCCUCUACGCCCAUCUUGAACGGUGCCAACGGUAAUGGUGUACUCGGGAAGGACCACAACACGAACAAAUCCUCCAAGGAGCUAAACACGCUGCGCUGCCAGGAACGGCAAACACUCAAGCUGGUGGACAUGAUUCGCUCGGCCCUAAACGAAGUUGGCUGCGAGGAACUGCCCUCCGGCUGUGACGAUCUCUCCGUGGAACAUCUGAUCGAGAACAAGAAGUCUGUCAGCCAGGAUCUGUCGGUGGACUCGCUUCAGAACACCUCCUCAUCAGCAGGCGGGCUGUUCUCCUUGCGAGCUGGCACAAACAGUAGUGCCGGUGGUGGUGGUGGUGGUGUGAUGUCAAUGCUUAUGGAUCAACUGCGGCGGAAAUCUGGUCCUGCAGCGCUUGCCGCACUCGGUUCGAGUGGUUCCAACCGGACACCACGCGCUGGUCCUACACCGGUGGCAACACCCAAACCAGGACAUCGUGGAACUCCAACAACUACGGUAACUACGCUUGCUUCGGUUGAUGUGUGUGACCGUGUGCUGGCUGUUGCUGCUUCGGAUGGUGCUGAAUCGCCACCGCUCGCUACUAAUUGCUCUCAAACGGACGACAACAACGAGCCGGCCGGUGGAGGUGCCACGUACGCGGAGUUACUUCCGGUGCAUGGGUCCGACUCCGCCGACCAGCGGUUGUCGAACGUGUACGUUGAUAUGGAGGCGUGCUUGCUGAACGGGCCCGAACUGGAGCGCUCGUUUGGAUACACUAACAUGACCGAUCGGCCUAACCUCACUAAUAACAUGGCCAACGGGCGCACGCCUCAGUACCGGCGAUUGCGCGCGCAAACCGCAAGCAGCGAGGACAGCGAACACUCGCACCUGUUGGGCGCCCUUGGGCGGGGGCGUGAUCGUGCAAGAACCGGUCAGGACGAUGAGGACGAUGCCGGCAGCUGUGGGACGGUCGAUGAGCUGAAUGACUCGAAGAACAAUCUGCUGCGAGGUGAAAGCUUCGAUGAGAACCGUUCGACGGGCGAAACGGUACCGCAAGUACUGGAGGACGCGCGUUAUCUGACGAUGAAACGAGAAGACCCGGAAGAGUCCUGCACGCGCAGGUGGAAAUCGUCCAUCGAGCGGCAUUUGGAUGACAUCGAUGCGCUUAAUCAGAAGCUGGACGAACACCGGCGCUUGGCGGCACGGCUUUCCGAGGAGUAUGAGUACGUGCGUGUGCAAACCCUUCGACCUGUGGUUGUAAACCCACCGAAGCCUUCCACCGGGUCACCGUUUGAGAAGGCGAGCAGUUUCCGCGAACGGAUCAAGCGGCGCAUCAAAGGUGCGAAGGCGGCUGAGGGCGAACGGGGCGUUUCCCCACCCGACACACCUGACCACACUGCGGAGGGUUUUUCCGGCCGGUUGAGACACCGAAUCGCCGCCCAUCAGGGCCAACGUCAGUUCCGGUUGAUGCGUGACACGGAUUCGGCGAGUCCUUCCACGGACCGCUCGUCGGUGGCACCGAGUGGAGGUGGUGGGCGUAAGAAGAAGAAGCGCAAAAGUGCAUCCAAAGUCAACCGAGGAGGAGGUGCUCACGGACACGGACGGCACGGUGGUGGGCAGUUGCGGGGUGUAGUGCCACUCCACCGUCAACCGGCAUUUUCCGAGGACGAACUGUUGGCUGAUGAACGCGCAGGUCCGCAAUCUGGGAGAUCUCCAGAGCCCACGAAACCCGCCGGUCUUGGGUCGUCCUUUUCGCAGAGUGUCCGCGCAACUUGGCGUGAGUUGAUCCACUCCACGAACAAGGUGAAGGACUCGUCGAUGGGUGCCAUCACGCUCCGGAAGCCGGAAGAGAAGCUCGAUCUGAUCGCGGAUCCUGACCCAGGACAGGGUCUUCUAUCGAUACGGUUCACCUUCUCGGAUGCUGCUGGUCGGAAGAUGCCAGAGGACGUAACGGAUGUGGGCACUCCUGCCGAUUACUGCGUGCCGCUGCUACUCGUCCCCGAAGACCCGGUUGUAACCGGUGGACAUAAAGCCAAGACCGGAAACCUACGCGAUCGGUUGACGAAGCUCGUGCAGAAGAAAAGUACGAACGCGAGUGGCCAAACCAGCCUACCGGAAGUAUGCCGCACGUGCUCGAAGCGAAUCGUACGGCCAGCGGGCGGAAUUCACCCAAGCCAGACGGUGCUCGACUUUGGGAAGGAAUUUCCCGAGCUGGAUCUGUGUACCGGUGGCCACGGGCAUGGGAUGGGUGGUUCCGGUGAAGGGGACGGGCGCGAGUGGCCACUUUCCGAGAUGAUCAAUCUCGAGUACGAAGAUAUCGAUGUGCUAACGAUUAAGCCCCACAAACUAAUCGAUCCUUGCGAGGGUGGCACCGACGCGAGUAUGACGCUGUCGACGAACCGUCCCCUGCACGAGGAAGAGUGGUUCCAUGGUGUCCUGCCGCGCGAGGAAGUGGUCCGAUUACUGCGCAACGAGGGCGACUUCCUGGUGCGCGAAACGACGCGCAACGACGAAAGCCAAACCGUGCUGAGUGUCUGCUGGAACGGACACAAGCACUUCAUCGUGCAAACGACGGCCGAGGGCCACUAUCGCUUCGAGGGACCGGCUUUCCCGAGCAUACAGGAGCUGAUCGUGCACCAGUACCAGUCGGAGCUGCCGGUAACGGGUCGAUCGGGAGCCGUCCUUCGAAAACCGGUCCUACGGGAACGCUGGGAGCUCAGCAACGACGACGUGAUUCUGCUGGACAAGAUUGGCCGCGGUAACUUUGGUGACGUGUACAAGGCGAAGCUGAAAUCCUCCAAAAACACGCUCGUGGCGGUGAAAACCUGCCGAAUGACGCUACCCGAGGAGCAGAAGCGCAAGUUCCUGCAGGAGGGCCGCAUCCUGAAGCAGUACGAUCACCCAAACAUCGUGAAGCUGAUCGGGAUCUGCGUGCAGAAGCAACCGAUCAUGAUCGUGAUGGAGCUGGUGGCUGGAGGAUCGCUGCUGAUGUUCCUGCGCAAGAACGCUUCCACACUUGGCCAGCGGCAGAUGAUGGGCAUGUGUCGGGAUGCGGCGGCCGGUAUGCGCUACCUGGAGUCGAAGAACUGCAUCCACAGGGAUCUGGCCGCCCGCAACUGUCUGAUCGGGAGCGAAAACAUUGUGAAAAUCUCCGACUUUGGCAUGUCACGCGAAGAAGAGGAGUACAUCGUGUCCGGUGGGAUGAAGCAAAUCCCAAUCAAGUGGACCGCCCCGGAAGCGCUGAACUUCGGCAAGUACACGUCACUCUGCGACGUCUGGUCGUACGGCAUUCUGGUGUGGGAGAUCUUCAGCCGGGGCGAUACGCCCUACUCUGGCAUGAGCAACUCGAUGGCACGCGAACGGAUCGAUGAGGGCUACCGCAUGCCGGCACCGGAAGGUGCCCCACCGGAAAUGUACCGCCUGAUGCUGAAGUGCUGGUCGUACGAACCGGAAAGCCGGCCGCACUUUGACGAGAUCUACAGCGUGGUCGAUGCGCUGCUGCUCUGCACCAAGGAAUGACGGACGGGGGUGACCGGGGUGGGUGUGCCGAUUGCGAAGGGCACCACCGGCGGGUGGCCAGCAGCCCGGGGACUGUGGACCGAAGGGUUGACCAUCCUGCAGCAGCUGUUUAACGCUCCGAGUGGCGUUUAGUGGCACGGCAUUCAGGGGUGUCAUUCUUCCAUUAUCAGCUGCAUGCGACGCACUGCAAUCGAUGCUUUUCUUUAGCUUUAUUCCAUUCGUUGGCCACCUUUGCCGAAGGGUUUUAUUCGCUCGCGGGGAGUGCUAAAUGGCCGGUGGAAAACUCGUCCCGAAGGCAACGGAAACGCCCGUGCCCGGGGGACAGCGAUCUGGACGGUGCUUUUUCGGCAAGCAUUGCGCUGAGCAGAAGCAGGAUCAAAAAAGGGACACGCCACACUAU